Messenger RNA from Impatiens glandulifera, 2760 nucleotides. RefSeq names its product protein SMAX1-LIKE 3. The record is from RefSeq and is a predicted model, not a curated record. Lineage: Eukaryota; Viridiplantae; Streptophyta; Magnoliopsida; Ericales; Balsaminaceae. The transcript has 3 exons. The coding region runs from base 257 to 2725 and encodes 822 amino acids.
CAUACAUUAUUUUACUCUUUUUCCCUAUCUCUAUUGCGCACAAAGCUGAUUUACCUUUGAUACUGGCGCUAUUGGCCCUGUUUGUCAGCACAUGCAAUCCACUUUCCACUACAAAAUCAACUUUGGACCCCAAAUUCACCUCAUCUUCAAGAAAGGAACACCCUUCCUCCAUCCUCCAUCAUAAAUCAUGCUCAAGAACACCUCAAGAAGCCAAAAUCAUUCCAACAAGUUCUUUUAGCUCGAUCCUUUUCAAAAUAUGAGAGCCGGUGGAAAUUGCGCGGUUCAACAAGCUCUAACGGCCGAAUCCUUAGGAGUUUUGAAGCAAGCCAUAACCCUAGCCCGUCGUCGCGGCCAUGCACAAGUAACACCACUCCACGUAGCCAACACCAUGUUGGCAUCUCCAACCGGUUUUCUAAAAACAGCUUGCCUUCAAUCCCAAUCCCAUUCUCACCCUCUUCAAUGCAAGGCCUUAGAGCUUUGCUUCAACGUAGCGCUUAACCGUCUCCCCACCUCUUCUUCAGUUUCUCCCAUGCUCGCGACUCACGGCCAUAACCAUAACCAUAACUACAAUCACAACCACCCAACCGUAUCGAAUGCCCUAGUUGCGGCUUUCAAGCGUGCCCAAGCCCAUCAACGGCGUGGAUCUAUCGAGAGCCAGCAACAACCGAUCCUAGCCGUUAAGAUAGAGCUCGAGCAACUAAUAAUCUCCAUCUUGGAUGAUCCGAGUGUGAGUAGGGUUAUGAGAGAAGCCGGUUUCUCAAGCACACAAGUUAAAUCAAGUGUGGAGAAAUCCGUUUCGUUAAUGGAGUCAACUCCAUCAUCUAACAAGUUCAAGGAAAGUAGGCCGAAAGCGUCAAAUCUAGUGAAAGACGAAGACCUAACGGUUUUAAUAGACAACAUGAUCUCGACAAACAAAAGAUCGACGAAAAAUAGUAUUGUUAUCGUCGGCGAGUGGAUCGAGAACAUAGAAGGCGUAGUUGGUGCUCUAAUGGACAAGUUUGAUAGAGGGGAAGUUCCUCAAGACUUGAAAGAGAUGAAGUUCAUAAGUCUUCCGUUGUAUUCGAUCGAAAAUCGGUCUCGAGAAGAGGUUGAGAAGAAGCUUGUGGAGCUUAGGUGUUUGGUGAAGAGUUGUGUAGAAAAGGGAGUUGUUUUGUAUUUGGGAGAUCUUAAGUGGACAGCUGAUUUUAGGGUUAAGGAUGAUGAUGAUUCAAAUGAAGUUGGGAGGGUUAGGAAUUGCUAUUGCCCAGUAGAGCAUAUGGUGAUUGAGCUUGGGAGAUUGAUACGUGGGAUUGGAGAUAGUGGAAAUUUUUGGUUAUUGGCUAUUUCCACAUUUCAAACUUUCAUGAGAUGCAAGAAAGGUAACCCUUCUUUGGAAGCUAUUUGGGGGCUUCAUCCACUUACCAUUCCUCAAGGGAGCUUAGGUUUGAGCCUUGUUCCGACCGAAAGAGAAGCAAACAUCAAUAUUAAAGGUGGAAAUAAUCAUGAUAAGCAUCAAGCCACCUUUUGCACAGAAUGUUCCUCGAACUUUGAGGCCGAGGCUCGAAUCUUGAAAAAUAGUGAUUCCACCACGGUUAGCACUCUUCCGCCGUGGCUUCAACUGUCCAAGGAAAAUAACCAACAUCCAAACAAGGAUCUUUUUAAGAAAUGGAGCUCAUAUUGUAAAUCUUUACAUAAGCAACCAAACUUAUUGGAGAUGGCUAUGAACUCCUCAUCUAUCUCGGCUUCUUCCUCUCCUUCCGGGUAUUUGUGUGAUCUCCAAACAAAUCCUAGUUCUUACGAGUGGAGGGAUCGCCCUUUUAUUCGUACACAAGAAAGGGAACGUGAAUUAUCAAUCUUUAGAUCGAUGCAAGGCGAUCAAUAUGUCCAAAAUGGGAUUUUCUCAAACACUAAUUCAACCAACUCUAGUGAUGUUAUCAUGGAAACAAAUGAAUAUGUUAAAAGCUUCAAGGAGCUAACUUCUCACAAUAUCAACAUGCUAUGCAAUGCAUUGGAGAAUAAAGUUCCCUGGCAAAAGGACAUUGUGGCACCAAUUGCGAGUACUAUAUUGCAGUGUAGGUCCGGAAAUGUGAGACGAAAAGGGAGUGUCGCUAAAAGAGAUGGCGAGUUCAACGGAAGAACUAAAGAAGAGACUUGGCUUCUCUUCCAAGGGCUAGAUUUGGAUGGCAAGGAAAAACUUUCUAGAGAAUUAGCAAGGGUAAUUUUUGGGUCCCAAUCAAAUUUAGUUACAAUUUCUUUAAGUAGUUUUUCGUCUACAAGAGUUGAUUUGAUCGAGGACUCGAUGAUAAGGAACAAGAGAUUAAGAGUUGAGGAAAGCUCUAGCUAUUUGGAGAGGUUUGCCGAGGCAGUGGCAAGUAACCCACACAGGGUUUUCUUUGUUGAGGAUGUGGAGCAAGCCGACUAUUCGUCUCAAAUGGGGAUCAAGAGGGCAAUUGAAAGUGGAUGGAUCAAGAGUUCUAGUAGAAGAGAAGUGAGCCUUAGUGAUGCCAUUGUUAUAUUGAGUUGUGAAACCUUAUGUUUGCGAUCAAGUACUUGUUCUUCUCCCACAAAACAAAAGUUUGUUGGAGAUGGCCUUGUUCAAGAAGAGGAGAUGGAACUUUCUUUGUCCUUAGAUUUAAAUAUUUCUUGCGAUGAUCAUGAAUAUGCUAAUGAAAGUAAGUCGAUGGAUGAUAUUGAACUUUUUGAAUUUGUUGAUAGACAAAUAGUUUUCAAGGAUAGGGAUUUGUAAUGAUUAACAAGAUUGUCUACCAUGUUUAAAUUUUU